Molecule: messenger RNA, 2210 nt
Organism: Vollenhovia emeryi
Lineage: Eukaryota; Metazoa; Arthropoda; Insecta; Hymenoptera; Formicidae
Exons: 3
Coding region: 153-878 (241 amino acids)
Source: RefSeq, a predicted model, not a curated record
GUGAAUUGAAGUGGAAUAAGGUGGACUGAGGUGGAGUAUAAAUUCUUGUGCACACUCGUGUAGAUUAAGUUGCCUCGUGUCUGUUCCGUCGUUUAGAGCGGUUGAGUGCUCGACUGCCACUUUAAUACACUAGAAAAAUUAAAUUGUGGAAAAUGUUUCCUAUAAUUUUUAUUUUUUCACUUGCACUAACAUAUGUUGCAGGGGAAAUACCCUCUUAUAUGCACAUAUGCGGUCGCAAAAACCCAAAUCUAGAUAAAUGUAUUGCGAAUAGCAUUAACGAUCUAAGGAGUAAUAUCUGCAAUGGAAUACCGGAAUUACAAACUCCACCACUUGAGCCAUUCAUUGUUAAACAAGUAACUCUUUCUGACGUAGAUAAUGCCAAAAUGUAUGUUAGAGAUUUACAAAUUACGGGUCUUUGCGAGUUCAUUAUAAAUGAUCUUCACGUAAAUCUUGAUAACCUUCAUAUUGAGGGUAAUUUAUCAUUCAAAAAAAUUUUUCUGAACGGCACGUAUGAUGCCGAUAUACGUAUACUAGUGUCUUUUGUUAAAAAAGGAUUGGUUUAUUUUACUACAGAUAACCUAGCAGCAAAAGUGGCUGUAGACUUCAAAAUGAUAAAUAAAGACGGUAAAAAAUACAUAUAUAUGUCAAAAUUGAACGUGAAUCUCGAUAUUAAAACAUUGAACACUCAGUUUGGUUCGGAAUCAAAUGCAGAUCAAUUAAACCUAAUUGUUAGUACUUUCAUAGGCAGCAAUGAAAAAGAAUUGAUCAACAAGGCUAAACCGAUAAUAGAAAAAGAAUUAACUAAACAACUAUUAGUAAUUGCGAACAACAUAGUUAAGCACUUUACUUAUGACGAACUCUUUCCUGAUAGACUAUAAAUUAAAAUAUUCCAAAAUUGUGAAGGCUCCCAAAAGAAAAAUAUGGAAGGACACGUGUGUUGUGAGAACUGAGAUCUGUUCAUUUUGUGGCUCACAUCGGCACUUCGCCUUCCAUAUAAAUUAAAACUUUAAGAUUUACUGUCACAAAAUCGCUCUAUGAAUUUGCAAUUUGAUUGAUGAAUGAUUUAUGAAUAAUUAAAGCCAGUUUUCUUAUACAAUAUUUCGGAAAUCUACGAUAGACAUUUAUUUUCAUUAAAUAACUACAGACAAGUAAUUUAUUGUAGAAUAAUUGAUUGAUCACUCAGCAGUGCGGAGUCACUUGAAAAUAUUCCGUUUAAUUUGCUUUGCUUUUUGGAAUAAGAGUUUUGUAUAAAUGUAUUUGAUAUACAUACUUACAAAAUUGAAUUUAAAAUUGUGAUAUACUUACAAAAUUGUGAUAUACAUACUUAUAAAAAUGAAUUUAAAAUUGUAAUACCGUUUAUUAUAUCCAUAUAUCUAUAUAUCUUUUACAACUUGAGACUAAUAAUUUUAUUUAAACUUUUACUACUUGUAUUAUUGUUAUUACUCAUGUUGUUUUGUUUUGUUAUUAUGAGUAUAGUAAUAUUGUAUGUAAAAACAAAUUUAUGCACCGGUUAUUCUCACGUAACAAAAAAUGCGCUGUUCUAAUAGGUACAAAAUUAAAUUAUAUUUAUCAAGAUAUUUUUAAUAAAUAUUUUAAUGUCAAAGAAUUGAUAAAGCAUGUUAUAAAAUAUGUGCUGUUUUACUUAAAAAAAAGAGAGAAAAUCUUGACAGAAAAGAUAGAUUUUGUGAACACAUUAAAAAAUUUUGGAUUAUUUUAUAUCUUGCUACAGGCAUAUAAAAUUUACAACAUUACACAAUCCUCCUACACAUCAUAAUGAAUUUCAUUUUGAUAUGCAAAUCUUGUUUUUAUUAUAUCACAUGUAUCAGAGAUGUUAAGCAACAUCUUAAUAAUUAUUUUUUAAGAUUAUCUCGGUCGGAUGUCCUUCGUAAAAUGUCAUGGUGAUCGAGUUGUUUAGCAAAACAACAUGAUAUUAACAUGAUAUUCUAAGUAAAGUAAUACAGUUCAGCAAUAUAUGGGGCUAAUGUGCUCAUAAUUAACUCAUCAAUUAUUUAUUAUUGCAAUUUUUAUUGCAAUAUUAUUCUUUUUCAGUUAAUAUAUUGUCAUUGCUUAUUUAUAUUUAAAAAAAUUAUGUAUGCAAAAUGUUUUAAGAUAAACUUUACGUUUCACUUUAAUAUAAUUCUAAAAGCGCAUCUAACCUGUAUAAUUAUGUACGGAAAAUCUUGAAUAAAUAAUAUUGCAUAAUACGCCAA